AAACUCGAUGAUUUAAGAUGGCGCGAUGAAUGUUCCGCUUCUGGAAACUUAACGGUGACCAUACGCGUACGAUAAUAUAUUGAGUGUUUCUGGAAAAUGUGGGAAAACUGAAGGUUAUGAUCAGGCGAGACCUUGAUCGCAUCACGUUUCCGAAGUGACACGUAUCGCGCGUGCGAGAGUGCCUGGAGUCUCCCGGACAAUGCUCGGCACCCGGGAAAGUCGGAGUUAACGCAGUGGAGAAUUAUGCUUGUCAAACGAUAGGUGACCCGCGAUUUUCCUAGUCCUAGUUCAAUAGAGGCUCGCGAAGCUGGUCCUCCCGAGCAAUCAUGGAAAAGCGUUACAGUCCUCUGCUCUGCAUCACCCUCGUGCCGAACUUUCUCGUGCUGUUCCUCUCCUUCACGCGGGUGACGAGUGCACCGGUCCCGAUGAACAUCAUAAGUGUCAUGAGGAAUGACUCGAAGCUGUGCGAGGUGUCCAAAUUCCUGUACAAUUUAGCAUACGUGCAGGACUGCGCCAUGUGGUCAUACCCCAGCAAACCUAUCUCGAACUUCGAUUUGCAGCUCGGGACGUUCUUAUGCUUAGGCGUGUACGACACAGCGUACAAAAUUUGUCAAUAUUCUAGUCAACAGCUGAUUCCUACCAAUGUCUCAGCAGUAUUCGACUCGCACAUGAAGCAGCGACUGGUCGUUAGCGGGAAGAAUCAGACCCAGAAGACCGAGUUCUGCGAUAAUCUGCAGGGAUACACGUCUCUGUACAAUAAAACAGAAUAUCUCUGGGAACCACUGGUUGACAAUAUCAAUGCACCUAGCAUCUGCGUGAAGAUGUGCUUCGACUUCAAGGAUAAGUUACACCCGUUGUGUGCGGUACUUGAGUGGAUUAAAAAUAUCGAUGAUAGCAUCAAGAAAGUAAAUCAAGAAACGAAACAUGGCUCCGUGGUAGCUGGUAGUCAGCUGAAUGAUGAAGCGAUCAGCGAUGGUAAAACGAUACCAACUGGAGCCAGAAGAAUGUCCGAGGCGAAGGAGACCAAAGAUCAGACUCUGAAGCCGGUUGUAACAGUUUCGAAGGAUAACAGUAACGUUAAAGUGGAUAACUCGAAUGCGGCUAAUGAUGCACCGACUGGAACUGUGAAAGGUGAUGCAGAAGUAAAAUUUGAAACCGACAAACUAAGUAAAGAUGGAAUCCAGAAGAAAGUAAAUAAGAUUGAGACACAAGAGCAGAAAUCGUUAGUCCCUUCCGCAGCUGAAGGAGAGAAAAAGAGUAUCGUAGAUGCUGGAGUUAAUGUUGAAGUUACAAAGCCCGCGAAGAACACUCCUGCAAACAGUAAUCCGCAAGCUGCGUCAGUAAACGAUCUAGCAGGUAAUGCGCCAAGCAAAGACGUUGCAAAUCAAGGGCAUGUGCAGGAACAUGAGAAGGAGCAAGAUACCGACGACGUUAAGACUAGCACGAUAUCUGAAAACACGCAAGACAAUUAUCCGGAAGAGGAAAUGGAGCCUAAUAGGGCCGAUAAUAUUGAUGAUAUAGACGACACAGUUCCACAACCAGAUAUCGGCAAGGAGUCUUUAUCAGAGGGGAGUCAAAACGAAAUUUUGCAAGAACCCUCCGGACAGAAGGAUAACUUGCAGUAUUCCAACACAAGAAUAGAAGACGAGUCUCACUUUUUCACGUACUUCACUGUGAUCACCGUGGCGUGCAUCGCUGGAUAUAUCGGUUAUCACAACAAGCAGAAGAUAUUGGCGAUCGUGUUGGAGGGUCGCAGGUCGAGAAGUAGUCGUGGUAGACGACGACCGAGCACCGCCAGUUAUCGGAAACUCGAUUGCACGCUCGAAGAAGCAGUUACAUCGCAAUGUAACGCCAACGUCACUCACGUCAUAUAUUAAUGCGAGCAAAGAGAGAGAGAGAGAGAGAGAGAGGGCGCGUCAAAUUUUGUAAUGUCUGUAUUAUAGUAUUGCAAGUGUAAUAUAUUUUGUAUUUAAGCAUACUUCUCCAGCGUAACAUCUCACUUCUGAUUUUCUAAGGAUUGUUUCAUAUAUUAGCGUUAAGUCGAUUAUUCGUGUCGCAAAAUAUCGGAAACUGUGAACACACGCGAUGACAUAUAUGUAUUAUAACGUUUGAUAGUAUGAUAUUAAAGAGCACACGCAGUUAUAUUUUCAGCUCUACUUACAUCGAACUAAAUAUUUAACUCAUAAUACUUGUAAAAUAAAUUAGAUUGUUUCCGAUCAACAGCGCAUUGUCGAAGCGCUUGCAAAAUUUACUCUCCGUUGCGUUUAUGUAUUCAAAAAUUAUAAUUUCCGGGCAAAUGAAAAUAAAAAUUUUCGUUUACAUUGCGUUUUCUGCUCUUUGAUUUCAAUUAUUGAUGGAUAUACAGGGUGUCCCACUGAACGAUACAAGUGUGCCAAUAUAUACCAUGAAAUAAAAAGAAAAUGUUAUCAAUUUGUCAAAUUAAAGACAGCAAUUCACGAAAAACGAUAGAUUUUAAUUAAUCGAGAGAUUUAACGUCGUCUUUCGCUGCAACGACGUCAAAUCCAACGCAAAUGCGGAGUGCUAAAUUGGAAUAUAUUUUCACAAAACAUCUUUCAUGUUCUCUAGAUAUCACUUUGUCUAAUUAUUUUGAUAAAUCGUGGUUUCUUUUUCGAGCAGUAGUAUACAGUGCAACUAUACCAUGAGCAUUCUCUUAUGAAGAACACGUGACUGUCAUUUUUACAGAUAUUUGAAGAUAUUAUAUGUAGUAAAUAUUAUAUUUGUACGAGUUACUUGUAGAAAUUAGGAUUACAUGUAGAACAUAUUAAAUUUUCUCGUUUUGGGUUUUGUCAUAACGUUCGUGUGUGUAAAUAGCUGAAAAAUAGUGCGCUGAGCAUUGUAGAAAAAGAAAACAUCAACCAACUUAAAAUUAAUGCCGUAUUUUGCGAGGCAACUUACAUGUAUGUACAUACGUGAGCGUAAAAAACUAAUGCAUUAAUUAUUAUUCAAGCACGUAAUUUCCAUUUCUUUUCGGACGAUGUUAUCGAUCAUGGUAAUAUUGAAAUACGUGUUUCAAUCAGCUUCAACUGUUUCGCGAAACAAUCGUGGCGUUAUCGCGACUCGCGCGACAAAGUAAUUUUGCUGAUGAUAAAAUCAAAUUGAAAGCACUUACUGUAGCGAACUCGUUAACAGUGCAGGAAGAACAUGAUUGUUACAGACUUUACUAAUAUCCCGAAGUGCUUGCUGUGCAUUGCCUGCAUGAUUCGAUGAUGUCGCGCUUUAACUACGUUUUAAGAGACGUAGCCGCGCACCGCGCCUACGAGAUAUUGUACUCUGCGAAUAAAUUAUUUGUGUGAUCCAAACGCAUCUCGUAAAUAUAAAAAGAGAAGAAACAGAGUUUUAUCGUACUCGUUAAAUUUUUCAAACUCGAUCUCAUUAAAGUAGAUUGCAAAUUAUCGCUGAAACAGUACGCAGAAUGUAAUUUUAAAUGGAAAUGAAUUUUACC
Messenger RNA from Ooceraea biroi (clonal raider ant), 3463 nucleotides. Its product is annotated as trans-Golgi network integral membrane protein 2. Lineage: Eukaryota; Metazoa; Arthropoda; Insecta; Hymenoptera; Formicidae. The record is from RefSeq and is a predicted model, not a curated record.